This is a messenger RNA of Neopsephotus bourkii (Bourke's parrot), 3147 nucleotides long. It is a transcript of the gene HTR2C, whose product is annotated as 5-hydroxytryptamine receptor 2C. The transcript has 6 exons. The coding region runs from base 1293 to 2711 and encodes 472 amino acids. Lineage: Eukaryota; Metazoa; Chordata; Aves; Psittaciformes; Psittacidae. Gene Ontology annotation, molecular function: neurotransmitter receptor activity; G protein-coupled serotonin receptor activity. Gene Ontology annotation, biological process: G protein-coupled receptor signaling pathway, coupled to cyclic nucleotide second messenger; chemical synaptic transmission. Gene Ontology annotation, cellular component: dendrite; plasma membrane. The record is from RefSeq and is a predicted model, not a curated record.
GCAGCAGGAGCCGCCGGCACGGGGGUGCUGUGGGCUGCCGGGGGCAUGGCCGGCUCCCUGAGCCCAGAGUGACUGCAGCUCACUCGAGGUCAGGACUGCUGCUGCCCGGAGGAUGCCCUGGGUGUCUCCGGUUAUCUCCCUCCCGCCUCACCGCAGGGUAUCCGGAGUUGCUCGCUCGCCCCUGCCGCGGGGGGACCGAGGCGCAGGCCUCCAGAGGGUUAAGAGCAUCUGCCUUUACGCCAAGUGUUGGAGCAGGAAAUAAUCUGCAGAGAUACAUGUGCAGCAAUUCAACUGCUGCUGCUCUCCCGGCUGCCGCGCUGCAGGUCGGUGUGUGAGGGAUGCUGUGCUGCUCACAGAAGAUGCUGUCCUGGUGUGUCCGAGGCACCGGGCACAGCAGCAGAGCCCCAGUGAUCUGAGCUGGGGAAAUGUCUCCAUCCAAGAGGAAUUAUGUUGCUGUGCUGGGUCUGUCAGCUCACUGAGGUCUCCCUGGCAUAUUUGAGCCUCCUCCCUGGUGAGCAGUUCAACUCGGUGCCAUCCCCAAGAGCAGAGUGCUUUGGAAGGAGCCCGCUGAAGGCAUGCUAGCAAGACUCUGAGUCACAGCAGAGCAAACUGUCCUAGCUCAUCACCAUACCCUGGCCUCAAAUCCUCUGUGGAGCAGCUUCCAGAGGGGCUGAACUUUGCUGUUUCCUGCCAUGCUGCCCGGUCUAGCUGGUACUGCGUGAGUGUGGGGUAUUUGCCCUGGUCCCUGGUGGGCUCUCCCUUCUUCAGCUGCAUCACCACACACCAGAUGUGCAGGAGGCUGCGAAGAGCUGCCCUUGCUGAGCAAAGGUGCCCUCUUCCAAGGGAAAAGGAAAGCAUCAAUUACCAGUAGAUUGACAGCCAGUGCACCUUGGGCACUGAUGUCUGCAGUCCCAGCCCUGCCACAGAAUCAGGCAGCCCCAGAUCAACACAGAUUAAACAAGCUUUUGGGAAGUUGUGAGGACUCUCCCUGAGCUGCACCAUAACCAACAGCAUCACAUGAAAACAGAAUGAUCAGAAUGGUAGACCUGGGAACCAACUGGAGAUUGCAAAGUCUCCUUUCCCUCGAGGUUACUGGCCAGCGGUCAUCUUCCACCACAUCCAAGGGAACCAGAAGAGCUCUGCACUAGCUUCUAAGGUUUGCCUCACCAUGGAAGAGCAUAGGAUUUUCUGGCUCAGGUGUUACGAAGUUCAGUGUCUGCCUUGGACCUGCAGUUUGGAAAAGGGAUCACCUCUGAGGCACUGUUGAGAGACGCAAAACCCCGUCACAGACAAUGAGCACUUUAAGUAGUCCUGGAAUAUUCCUCAGCUUAACGACAGUGUCUGUUACCCUGGAUUUCAGCUUGCAUGGUGGUCUCAUGGCUUGGUCCUUAAGCAGCAAUCUGACUCUGAAUCAGAGUUUGCCUACAUCUGAUCCUCUUAAUGCCUCUGAGAAGAGCGAAGUCUCUCGGAUGUCUGUGAGGGAGAAGAACUGGCCAGCCCUCCUGAUCUUGGUUGUCAUCCUGCUCACAAUUGGGGGGAACAUAUUGGUAAUUAUGGCUGUGUCCUUGGAGAAGAAGUUGCAGAAUGCCACAAACUUCUUCCUGAUGUCCUUGGCAGUGGCAGACAUGCUGGUGGGUAUCCUGGUCAUGCCCGUGUCGCUCAUUACAGUCCUGUAUGAUUAUGCUUGGCCUUUGCCUAAACAGUUGUGCCCUAUAUGGAUUUCCCUAGAUGUGCUCUUUUCAACUGCAUCUAUUAUGCAUCUCUGUGCCAUCUCUCUUGAUCGGUAUGUAGCAAUACGCAAUCCCAUUGAGCACAGCCGCUUCAAUUCCCGCACCAAGGCUAUUAUGAAAAUUGCUGCAGUUUGGACCAUAUCCAUAGGGAUAUCUAUGCCCAUUCCAGUCAUUGGUUUGCAGGAUGACUCCAGGGUGUUUGUAAAUGGGACCUGUGUCCUCAAUGACGAGAACUUUGUCCUCAUUGGAUCCUUCAUGGCGUUCUUCAUCCCUCUCAUCAUCAUGGUGAUCACGUACUGCCUGACUGUCCAGGUGCUGCAGAGACAGGCAACGGUGUUCAUGUGUGGGGAGGUGCCCAAGCAGAGGAGGAGCAGCGUAAACUGCCUCAAGAAGGAAAACAACGCAGAGAACAUUUCAAUGCUUCACAAUCACGAGGGGGCAUCUCACUUGAACUCUCCUGUAAGUAAGGAGGCCGUGCUCUUUCGGAAAGGAACUAUGCAGUCCAUCAACAACGAGCGAAGAGCCUCCAAGGUCCUGGGCAUCGUCUUCUUUUUGUUCCUUAUCAUGUGGUGCCCAUUUUUCAUCACUAAUGUCAUGUCUGUCCUUUGCAAGGAAGCCUGCGACAGAGACCUGCUGAGUGAACUCCUUGAUGUGUUUGUCUGGGUGGGGUAUGUGUGCUCUGGGGUCAAUCCCCUCGUAUACACACUCUUCAACAAGACGUACCGCAGGGCUUUUUCCAAUUACAUCCGCUGCCUAUACAAGACCAGUAAAAAGUCAGCCCUGCGACAGAACCAGUGUCUGAAUGUGGCUUCAACAGCUUUAUAUGGCAAAGAUCUGACUUUAACUAGUUAUCGAAAUGGCAAUGAACUCAAUAGCAUGGUACUAGAUGAUGCUGAGGAGGGCCUGGAAAUGCAGCCAGGGACUUCAGAGCUCUCCAUAAACAGCUGUAAUGUUAUAAGUGAAAGAGUGAGCUGUGUGUAGAGGUGCUCACACAGCCUUUUGCUGCGGGUUAUCCGUAGCCCAAAUAUAUUGUAUAAAAAUGUAAGUGUUGGUCAAAGGACCAUGUAAAUAUUGCAUUCUGAACAAAGCUUUUCUUUUUUUUUUAAAGAAAAAGGAGUUGUCUUUCUAGUCCAGUACUUAAGAUCAUAUAUAUGAGUAUAUAUGCAGUGAAGUUUAAGGUUCUAUAUUUACUGUUAAUACUAGAUCAGAACUCUUAGUUACUUUGCAUAUGUCAUGGACAAAAUGUUUGAAUUCUUCUUCCAGUGCAUGAACAAAAAUGCUGAAUAUUUAUCUCAGGUGGCAUUUGCUGGAGUCCAGAAUGGCACGUUAAUAGUUAUAUAUCAAAUACAUGCUAUUAGACUUGGUCAGUAGAACUUUCUUUUUCAAGUUGACAGUAAAUAUAUACUUUAAAUCCUCA